Epinephelus fuscoguttatus (brown-marbled grouper) is the source of this 1342-nucleotide messenger RNA. RefSeq names its product GATA binding protein 1b (gene gata1b). Gene Ontology annotation, biological process: positive regulation of transcription by RNA polymerase II; cell fate commitment; negative regulation of transcription by RNA polymerase II. The transcript is spliced from 4 exons. The annotation marks the transcript as partial. NCBI's taxonomy places the organism in Eukaryota, Metazoa, Chordata, Actinopteri, Perciformes, Serranidae. The record is from RefSeq and is a predicted model, not a curated record. Gene Ontology annotation, molecular function: RNA polymerase II cis-regulatory region sequence-specific DNA binding; zinc ion binding; DNA-binding transcription factor activity, RNA polymerase II-specific.
AUACAAUUAACGUUCUCUUCCUCACAGGUUGGCUCCGCCCCUUCACACACCUACCUCCAAUCACCAAACACAUCCCAUGAGCCAGAGCUUUACCACGUCAUCAAUUCCUCCCUCUGGUUGGACGACUCCAGCUGUCAAUCACUCAGUUCUGCUUAUGUCCCGCCUCUUCCUUCCUCCUCCUUAUAUGGUAAUCCAUCUGUAACCCCGCCCCCCAACUGCCUCCUCUCAACACCUGGAUGGAACGGUUACUACAGCAACCUUUACCCCUCCCCCUCCUCCUCCUCUAGUGAUUGGCCAUUACCUGGCAGUCUGUCAUGGAGGCAGGGCAGUGCCCCAGAGCAGCGUGAGUGUGUGAGCUGUGGGACGAGAAGCGCUGCCCUGUGGAGGAGAGACGCUGCAGGUCAUCACCUGUGUGACACCUGCUGCCUCCAACAGGAAACCAGCAACAGACCGCUGCUGCGACCCAAGAGGAGAGCUGUUGUGGCUAAGAGGAAAGGAACUCAGUGUGUCAACUGUGCAACUGGAACGACAACGCUGUGGAGACGAAACUCUGCAGGAGAACCCGUCUGCAACGCCUGUGGCCUCUACUACAAACUACACCAGGUCAACCGGCCGCUGGCGAUGAAGAAAGAUGGAAUCCAAACCAGAAACCGUAAAGUGACCAAUAAGAACAAGAGGAGCAGGAAAUCUGACCAAUCAGAGAUGAAGCUGUCCCGACUGACCCCGCCCACUGAGGAGGCCAUGGCUGUAUUUGACACCACUUACUGUACGAGCAGCACGUACUGAUGUGGCCAACACGUAGGCUGGUACGUGAUGUGCGCUACGCAAACAAAACUAAAUCUGCAGUAGAACAGAAACACCUGGAUGUUGUAAUGAUUUAGAAGAGAUCUCCAGUUUACCUCACCUACUGGCUCCCACAAUGCACUGGGAGGGUCAUUGUUGAAAUGUUGGACAGCAACAUCACUGCGUCAGAGGAGGAAUAUAAAUGUUCUAACAUUGUCACGUAAUCACUCCUGUGCUAGACGACCAGGCUACUUUCAUCCUUUUACUCAUAACAAAGCCACUGUGUUUAAGUUAGCCUGCUAAGCUAACGUCUGAAAACAUACACUUUAACCUUGACAAGCGGUUGGUGAGAACAGAGCAGGAUACGUGCUGGUGAACACACGGCAACUCUUUAUACUUUACAAAACCAGAAGCCAGUAGAGUGGAGCAGCUAACGUUACCUGCCAAAUAAAUCAGUUUAACUGUUUCAUACAGCAGAUUACUGAUGAACACAGUAUGUGCUGCAGUGUGUUGAAUACAGCCCAUGUUUCACACAGGUGCCCUGUGACCUCCUCCUCCU